This is a messenger RNA of Nerophis ophidion (straightnose pipefish), 3656 nucleotides long. It is a transcript of the gene ano10a, whose product is annotated as anoctamin 10a. The transcript is spliced from 14 exons. Gene Ontology annotation, biological process: chloride transmembrane transport. Lineage: Eukaryota; Metazoa; Chordata; Actinopteri; Syngnathiformes; Syngnathidae. Gene Ontology annotation, cellular component: plasma membrane. Gene Ontology annotation, molecular function: chloride channel activity. Bases 127 to 2052 code for a protein of 641 amino acids. The record is from RefSeq and is a predicted model, not a curated record.
CAGGUGGCGGCAGUGCGCUGCCGACCUAGAUAGGCAACAAGUGUUGUAAAAGAAGAAGAAGCUUCCCUUUCAGGAAGUGGUCUUUAAAGCGAUGACAUAAACGGUGCUUUGUCACACUUAAUCACGAUGGAGUUUUCUCGUCGGGCAUCAGGCCAUUUCCCCCUGGUGGUGGUGGAGCUGUCAACUGACACCACGGAAGAAACGGUGGCAUGGUUAACGGGCAGGAUGAGAGAAAACCAGAAGGACGGAGGUGCUGAGUUGCUGGUGGAACGACUGAGCUCCGGAGUUGGGCCUCAAGGAAGUGAGAACCCCAACAUUUUUCUUGUGGGCGCCUCCUGGAAGAGGCUCCUUGUUGGUGCUGAAGAUUUGGGUCUCUUCAAGGAGUUCAAUGAUGGAUCCAUGAGAGGCUUCACGAAUGUCAACAGAAACAACUUCAAAGACUUCCAUGGGGAUGGAGAUGGCUUCCUUAGCAUGGCCGAGUGUCAAUACAUCAUUAAACAUGAGUUGGAGAAUUUACGAGCUAAAAAUGAGAGCUAUGUUCCAGGUUACGAACAAGCCAAGCUCUAUCCAGGGAAAUCUAUCGUUCGUAGACUUCAAUCCAAAAAAAUCCUGAUCCAAAUAUUUCCACUUCAUGACAAAGAGGAACUGAAGAGACUUUCUUUUAACUGGUACAAAAAGAUCAAAACAUCUUUUCAGCCUCUUGAUGACAUCAGACACUACUUUGGGGAGGGUCAGGCUCUGUACUUUGCCUUCCUGGAGUACUUUACAUUGGCGCUGGUGCCUAUGGCCCUCAUUGGGAUGAUCUAUUAUCUGUUUGGCUGGGACGAUUACGGCAAAUAUGUUUUCUUUGCUGUUUUCAACCUGAUCUGGUGCACUGUUAUCCUGGAGCUAUGGAAGCGCUACAGUGCCUCUCUAGCCUAUGGCUGGGGCACACUAAGCAGAAAGAAGGUGUUUGAAGAACCCCGGCCUGGUUUUCAUGGUAUUCUUGGAUUCAACCCCGUUACAGGACGUGAAGAGCCCCUCUACCCCAACUAUAAGCGCCAGCUCCGUGUCUACCUUGUGUCCCUACCCUUUGUUCUUCUGUCGCUCUACGUGUCCCUCUUCGUCAUGAUGAUCUAUUUUCAGAUGGAAGGAUGGGCUUUAAUGGUCCAUGAUCGGGACCAAAGCCUGUGGACUGGAAUUCUGACCUUCAUUCCCAGUGUAGUCUAUGCUGUGGUUAUAAAUAUUAUGAAUGUCCUCUAUAGAUAUGCUGCCGAGUUCCUCACAGACUGGGAAAAUCACAGGCUGGAGUCCUCAUAUCAGAACCACUUGGUCCUCAAAGUACUAGUUUUCAACUUCCUGAACUGUUUUUCCUCCUUGUUUUACAUCGCCUUCGUAAUGCAAGACAUGGUGCUGCUCAGACAGAGUUUGGCAACCUUGUUGAUCACCAGUCAAAUCCUAAACCAGUUCCUGGAGGCCUUCCUGCCCUACUGGCUUCAGAGGAGACGCAAUAAGAAGAUGAUGUGCAAAGUUAAGAAGAGUAGAAUUGUGGAAGGCAAGGAACUUCUUUUGAAUGAGCAGGUUGAACUGGAAGCUGAGAUGAACACAUACUUGGGUACUUUUGAUGACUACCUGGAGUUGUUCGAGCUCUUCGGUUACGUCAGCUUGUUCUCAUGUGUUUAUCCUCUGGCUGCUGUUCUCGUGGUUUUGAAUAACAUCACAGAGAUGUACUCGGAUGCCUUCAAAAUGUGCAAGGUGUUCAAACGGCCCUUCUCAGACCCGGCUGCAAACAUCGGAAUCUGGCAGCUUGCUUUUGAAGCCAUGAGUGUCAUCGCUAUCGUGACCAACUGUGCACUUAUUGGCUUGUCCCCUCAAGUCAAAGCUUUCUUUCCAGACUCAGACAUGCGCCUCAUACUGUGGACCGUGGCUCUGGAGCAUGGACUGCUGGCCUUCAAGUUCAUCCUGACUUUCCUCAUUCCAGAUGUUCCCAAACACAUCCAAGUCAAACUGGAUUGUCUGGACUUCGCAUCAGUGGAAGCCCUCAAGAAAAAAAAAAUGCUUCAAGUUAGUUGAGGUUCCAAAGAGUGAAAGAGCUGGAAAAUCUGCCAAAGAAAACAAAGACUUCAAACAUAUCACAUCUUCAAGUGUGUAUUAAUUAUCAAAAGUCGACCUUCUGUUUGUUCUUAACACUGAAGGAGGUGAAAAAGUCUACAAGAUUGACCCAGAAAACACAAGUGCCACCAUAAUGACCAGAUUUAAUGUACUGUAGCGUGCUAGGCCCAAGUAGUCAUUAAAAACAAAGCAGGUGUAUAUUUAGUAGCAGGAAGAACACUGCUCUUUUAUUAGCGACAGGAAGGGAAUUUCAAACUUUAACAUUCGGCUUUUCUCUUGAGUUUGUCAACACCUCCUCUAUGCAUGAAAAAGAGUCAAAGAGUCUUUGUGUCCAUCUUGUGUUGAGCUAUUUAAAAAGCAUAAUGUGGAAUAAAUGAACAUAAAUCCAACUAAUUGUCCAGUCCCACAUUGAUAGCAUUAAACUGUCGACAAUACACUUCUCAAAAAUAAAAAACUUUCUGCAAUGAAUUAAUUGCGCGUUAACUACAAACAAGGUGUGAAUAAUCACCAUUAAAUAUUUUGAUAGUAGAAAGAGAAAGUUACCUCAAGGCCAAACAGCAAUUAUUGUCGAUUGAACAUAUGUACCUUUUGUGUUCUCAUGUCUGAAAGUUGAAUAGUCUUUGUAAUAGAACCUUGUUUUAUUUGAUUUUUCUAACAACAAAUAUGUGCCAAAUUCUAUUUAAAUUGGUUUAAUUGGUCAUUAAAAAUGACUUUUUAAAAACCCCUAAUGUACAAAUUCUAAUAUUUUUUUCAAACUGUCAAACUGAAAAGCUUCAAGACUUUUUUAUCUGCUACUUUUAUUCCCCUCAUGUUUGCUUUUCUCUUUUUUUUGCUGCCAUUUUUCACAGCGUAAACUGUAAUGAGCUUUUAACUGUUUGUGGGAAUAAGGUGUAAAAUAUAGACGCAUGUUGACUGCACUCCCAAAAAAAUGUCCCAUCUUAAAUCAUAAUUAUAUGAUAAGAAAGCCAUCAUUUUGGGAUAAAAAGUUGAAAUUAGGAGAUGAGAAGUAAUAUCCCUUUUAUUUGUAUAGCACUAAUUAACAAGAAAACUGUCUCCUAAGUGCUGAACAUAAAAAAAAACAAUAAAAGUAAUCAAAUUACGAGCAUUUAAAAAGAAAGAAGUAAACAAUAAACAAACAAAUAAUAAUAAUAGAAUAUAAUACAACAAUAAAAUUGAAUAAAAAACUAACAAUAUAAUAGAAUAAAACAAUAAAAGAUACAGAGGACCACGAGAAUCUGGACGAUUUAAAGGCCAGAGAAUAAAAGUGGGUUUUAAGACGAGGCCAAGAAAAUUAUGAGCUAAAAAAUGUAAAUUGUGUGAUUAAAAAUCAUGAAAUGAUAAAUCGAAAUUAUGAGAUACAAAUUAUAGGAUAAAAAGUUGAAGUUGAUACUGUUGUUGAUAAUAUUCAUUUUGUUUCACUACUUUUGUUUGUGUCUCCUCUCAAUUGCUCUGUUUAUUGCAGUUCUGAGUGUUGCUGGGUCAGGUUCCGUUUUGGAAUUGGAUUGCAUUGUUAUGGUAUUGCUGUGUAGUGGUUUGUUGGAUUGAAUAAAAAAAAUUUAUAUGUA